This is a messenger RNA of Closterium sp. Naga37s-1, 3585 nucleotides long. The record is from the annotation of a GenBank genome assembly. NCBI's taxonomy places the organism in Eukaryota, Viridiplantae, Streptophyta, Zygnematophyceae, Desmidiales, Closteriaceae.
AUGGCAGCCAUGGUGGGUCCAUCUACCCCUAUGGGGUGCGUGCACCCCUCCUCCGCCUCCUGCGAUCCUUUAGACGAAGCAAAGUCGUCCAAGCCACGGCUCUCCUCUCCCAUGCAAACGCAACCCUUUCCACCUCUCUCCCUCACGGACCGCAUACCCAGGCCACCCGCGCCAACGAACCCCGCGGCAGUGCAAAGCUCCGCUGCAGCCGUACCCCCUCUCCCCCCGUCCCUUCACCAGAGCCUUUGCCAGAAGGUGCUUCAGGCGCGGGAUGCGCAAAGCAACAUUCCGUCGUCCUCUCCCCCAAUGUCACCCGCCCUGAAACCGCUCUUCCUCUCCCCCAUGUCCCCGCACACGCCUCCGCUUCCGCCCUUCGCGUCCGCGAGCCCUGUCGUCACGCCGUCGCUGCAUCCCGCGAGCCGAACGCCGCAUGCCGGCAGAGGGGCUCCAGGCGUCACGAAUCUGCGACAGACUCCUUCAGGCGCGGAUGAUCGCACAUAUGGCGGCAUGAAAGUCGGCAUGUACCAUCCGGAGCAGGAAAAUCUGUGCCGGUCGCCGUCCUGGCCAAGCCACAAGCGCAAGCGGCACGAGGUGCAGGACUGGUCGCCGGGCGCCCCGUGCGGCGUGCUCCGCAUGACCGCCGGGUGCCCGUCGCCGCAUCGCCUCAGCAACUGCAACAGCCCUGUUCUCGGCACGCUUGCGCCCGCGCGGCCGUUCGCGAGCGGAGGGUCCGCCGGCGCGGGGGAGGGCAUCGGUGGCAGUGGCGGCGACAGGUGGACUCCGUCGAAGAGUCCGCGGUUGAUGCCGCACCACAUGGAUUCGAAAGCGACUCAACGAUCUCCCCGCUCGGGCCGCUGUGAUGCCGCUGCUGCUGCUGCUGUGGGAUUCAGAAACAGCCCGGGAGCACCGCACCAUCAGCCGCCACCGCCGCAACAGCAGCAGCAGCAGCAGCAGCAGCAGCAGCAGAGCAUGUCUCCCGCAUCCGCCGCGCGUCUUAGCAGGAGCUACUCGCAACCCACCCUGGGUCACCAGUCGCAAGGGCAGCCGUCGCAGCAGCACAGCGCGCACACUCCGAAUAUGCUCAGUCCCUUCAACCGCCCUCAGCACCACCCUCACGCGUACCCUCAAGCGCACGGCCCGCCGUCUUCUCCGCACGAGAUCCGGCAGCACCCGUGCCCGUCUAACACACCGCAACUGCCGCAUCCUAACUAUGGCGCUCCGCAGUCCGCGCCGUCCGGCGCGCCAUCGCCUGCAGCAGCCAGGGCAUGCCCGCCUUGCCCCUCCCCGCUCGUUUUCCCGCAGCAGACCCCGCACACUCCCAGCCUGCAACCCGCGCAGGCGCCCUCCGUCCCCUCCAGCCCUGCGCCGGUGUCUUCCCCCAGCCUCUCCGGAAAGCCCGCGCUCGUGCCCAUCGCUCCGCGGAAGAUUCUCCCCGCCACCCCCACGCUUCACCCAAGCAGCAUUCCGCCGGUGGGGCAGAGAGGCGCAAAGAUCCUCGGACUUAUGGGUCUCAACGUCGCGCCCGGCGCGCUCCCAAACCUUAUGGCGCACCCUCCGCAACUGGGGUCCAUGGGGGCGCACGCGGGCGGAGUAAUGGGCAUGGGCGCGGGGAUGAGCAUGGGUCCGCCUGGCUCGUUCCCCUCGUCCUCCCCCUCCGCUCUCUCCCGCUCCCAGAGCAUGACCACCAGCAGGGUGCCUGUUCUCCCCUGCCCCUCCGCCACUGCCGCCGCUAUUGCGCGAGCGCGAGCGUCAAUGCCGCGGAGCCUCAGCGCGCCGCGUGUGCUUGCUGCGAACGGCGCUCCUGCUGCCUUAACUCCUACUGUUACCGCCGUGAACGGUGCUGGUGGUAACCUCGGCACCGGCAGCAGCGGGGGAGGUCCCAUGAUGGGCUCGCCGUUCCUCUCGCCUUCCCUUGCCGGCAAGCCGUCUCACAUCGCCGGAAUCCGUCAGCUCUGCCAGUCCCCUGCCGUCGCGCAGCUUCCGCCGCCCGCGCUUCCCAUCCACGCGCUGCCCCCGCUCGGGGGUUCUCCCGCCGUUGGCGCGGGGGGCGCUGGCGCGGGCAGCCAGAUGGGGGCUGGGGCGAACGUGGGCGGAACGAGGGCGGGUAGUGUGAACGCAGUAGCGCCAGCAAUGCGGCAGGCAGGCAUGGCUUGGGUGGACCGGCUUUCGAAUCUGGCGCACCAUCAUGCUAGCAAGCAGCAGCCGCAGCAGAAGCAACAGCAGCAGCAGCAGCAGCACAGCAGGCAGCAGCAGCAGCAAACUCAGCCCGUGCAGCAGCAAGAGCGUGUGGCAGCAGGAGCAUGCAGCUCUCCUGCUCCACGUACAAGCAGCGUGACAGGCGGCGGUGCGCCCACGGAUGCCUCGGCAGCAGGUAGCCAGGCAGGCAGCGGAGUGUGCGCAGCGGGAAGCGAGCAGCGCACGGCUAAGACCUCCGCCCUGGCAUCGGUUUCAAAGAACAAGGGAGCGAGUGCGGACGAGAGGGACAGCCGGGAAGAGGCGGAGGAGCAGGCGAAGGCGGGUGGAGCAAAGCUGGCGGCAAGCCCUAGCCUGGUGAGCAGGAACGUUCCGCUGCCGCUGCAGCAGGCUGCGCAUCAGAAGUGUUCAGCCGGUGGGUUCUCUGUUGGGCCUGGCCUCGCUGCGCUGCAGCGCCGCCCCCUGCCUCCUGUGCCGGAGGGCGAUGCGGAUGCUGCCCCUGAUGCUGCUGCCGCGAGUCUGCCCAAGUGUGAAUCCGUGUGUGAGAGCUCCGUGCCUCCUGUCUCAAACGCGGGUCCGCCUUCUGCGUUUGCUGCUGAUGCUGCCAAUGCUGUUGCUGAUGCUGAUUCCGGUGCUGGUGGCGGCACUGCGUACACGGUGGCGGCGCAGCAGCAUGCACGCAGAGCAGAGGAGAGCAUCAAGACGGAGGAUCAGCUGCAGCUCACCUACCCGGGCUGGCCUGCAGCAGAUGAGUCGCUGGGAGGGGCGGGCGGCGAGGAGGACGGCGUGACGUGGACGGAUGCAGGGCUGAUGAGGGCGGAGGACAUGGAGCAGAACGAGAUGGAGGUGCUGGAGUGGUGCCCAGAUGGCUCUGAUACUGGCUUUGUGGUGGACGGGGAGUACUACUCCGUGCCUGGCGAUGCUGCCAUCAUGCCCUCCCAUGCGGAGCUUGCAGCGUUGCCUGCUGGCCCCGGGCCUGUUACUGCUGCUGCUGUUGCUGCUGCUGCUGGUGUGUCUGUUGCUGACCCUGUGGCCGGCUCUCUGGCUGUUCACAUGGGUCGACCUGCGGCCGUGCAUGUUCCCAAUCAGCAGCCCAGCUUCAACGCCUGGCACGCUCCUCUUGCUCCGUCGCCCCAGGCUCAUGCCUGCAUGCCGCCACCGUCCUAUCGUCCCUCAGACCCAUCAGGAUUCAAUCCUGCUGCUGGUGCUGCAACAGCGGCAGGGUCUGCACAGGGCCAUGGCUUUGCCGUGAGGGGCGGAGAGCAGGGGAUGCAGAUGGAAGGGGGUGAGGAGGCGGUGGGUGGUCUCGAGAGCACUGACAGUGUGGUGGGGCUGUGGGGUGCUUAUGGGGAGGAAGAGAGGCCCCAUAGUGGGGCGCACAUGCUGUGCUGA